Salvia splendens (bonfire salvia) is the source of this 2133-nucleotide messenger RNA. RefSeq names its product favin. The coding region runs from base 1 to 1188 and encodes 395 amino acids. The transcript has 2 exons. The record is from RefSeq and is a predicted model, not a curated record. NCBI's taxonomy places the organism in Eukaryota, Viridiplantae, Streptophyta, Magnoliopsida, Lamiales, Lamiaceae. Gene Ontology annotation, molecular function: carbohydrate binding.
AUGUCUAAAUCGCUUUGCAUCUUCCUCUUCCUCUUCCUGACCUUGUUUGCAAAUGCAACAUUCUCACUAUCCUUCGACAUGUCUCCCAUCACAAAAUCGGACGGCGGCCGCCUCAACCUCACCGGGGACGCCUACAUUACCGAGGAAGGCAUUCAAGUCACAACCAACGAGCACGACCAAGCCCAGGGCGGUCGAGUUGGCCGCGCCACGUACUCCGAGCUCCUGCAUUUGUGGGACAAAGCCUCGCAACAAAUGGCCGAUUUCUCCACCCACUUCUCCUUUGUCAUAGAUUCGUCUGGCAGCUACAACUUCGGCGACUGCCUUGCCUUCUUUCUGGCUCCCUACGGCUCCACCAUCAAGCCAUGGGCAAGCGGCAGCGGCCUCGGCCUCGGCAACGCCACUUCUCUCUCGGUGUUGGACACAUUCGUCGCGGUGGAGUUCGACACGUACCCCAAUCCUGUCAUCGACCAGCCUUAUGACGGCCGUUUCGUCAUCCCGCACGUGGGAAUCGAUAUCGGCAAUGUGAGCUCGGUAGUAACAAAGACAUGGUACAACAAUAUAUCUGCAGGCUGGCAAAAUGAUGCUUGGAUUCAUUACAAUUCCAGCACUAACUUAUUAAAGGUCAUUUUCACAGGCAACAAUAGCGGAAUAUUCCGACGGGACGACCUCCUCUACGAGGUCGAUCUCCGAAAUCACUUGCCGGAAUACUUCACCGUCGGAUUCUCAGCUGCCACCGGAGCCUCCUUCGAGAAAAACAACGUCAAGUCUUGGAAUUUCUCUUCGACUGUUCUGGCUUCCGAUAAACUAGUGUCAAGUGACACAACACAACCACAACCUGUCAACAAUGGCGGAAAGGAAACGGAAAGCCAACAACCUCAAGCCUCCAACAAAGGCGCAAAGAAGAAAAGACUGAUAUUUGGACUUGGUGGUGCAGGUGCCGCCAUAAUCUUCAUCAUCCUUGCUUCCACUUCCACAUUCUGUUUCUUGUCAAGAAACAAGAAAAAAAAGGAGUCUGAGGAGGAGCAUCACAUGUACAAGGGGCUAGACUUGGAGGAGCAGCAAUUGGAUAACGUGUUCGAAAUUGGCAACGGCCCGAAAAUAUUCUCCUACAGAGAAUUGGUCGAUGCAACGAAUGAUUUUGCAGCGGAGAAUAAGCUUGGCGAAGGUGGUUUUGGUAGCGUAUACUAAGGCUUCUUGCCAGCAAUGAAUAUUUGGAUUGAUGUGAAAAAGGUGUCUGAGGGCUCGAAGCAAGGCCGGAAAGAGUAAGAAUCGGAAGUGAAGAUCAUCAGCCAGAUGAGGCACAAGAAAAUUGUGUAACUCAUGGGGUGGUGCCAUAGAAGCGCGGAGCUUCUACUAGUCUACGAGUUCAUGCCCAACGGGAGCUUGGACUAUCAUUUGUUCAAAAACGAAUCAUCCGUCCUUACAUUGGUAGCUUCUGCAAUUCUGUACCUCCACGAAGACCAGUCAAGGAAAUACGUGGUCCACAGGGAUGUCAAAGCGAGCAACGUGAUGCUCGAUCACAACUUCAACGCGAAGCUAGGGGACUUUGGAUUAGCCCGCCUCGUUGAUCACGAUAAAGACCUCCAUUCCACCCUUCCUGCAGGGACCAUCGGGUACAUUGCGCCCGAGUACUCGGCCACGGGCAAGGCGAGCAAGGAGACGGACAUCUUCAGCUUCGGGAUCGUGUUGCUCGAAACAGCCUGUGGGAGGAAGCCGGUGGAUCACAGGCUCCCCGGAGAAAAAGUGUUGUUGAUGGAGUGGGUGUGGGGCCUGUACGAGUCCGGGAAGGUGCUCGAUACAGCGGAUCCGAGGCUUUGCUUUUCGAGACUUGAGGUGCAGAAGAUAGUGCGGUUGAUGGUGGUGGGGUUGUGGUGUGUGCAUCCGCUGAGCGGGAGGAGGCCGACGAUAAGGCAGGUGGUGCGGGCGUUUACGUCCGAGGAUCCGCUGCCGAACCUGCCUCUAGCAAUGCCGAAGGCUGUUUAUGAUGAUAACGCUGCUUCGGCAUCCGCAUCGGCAUUGGCAUCGGCAUCUCAAGUAGCUACCACGAAUUCGAGUAGUCAUGUGGUUAUCAGCGGUUCUUCGAGUUUAACCAUAUCUUCUGGAGGUUUUGCCUCCGAUUUGUUGCCCAGUUAG